Molecule: messenger RNA, 2220 nt
Organism: Diceros bicornis minor
Lineage: Eukaryota; Metazoa; Chordata; Mammalia; Perissodactyla; Rhinocerotidae
Gene: RNF34
Product: ring finger protein 34
Exons: 7
Coding region: 319-1464 (381 amino acids)
Biological process (GO): proteasome-mediated ubiquitin-dependent protein catabolic process; protein K48-linked ubiquitination; negative regulation of extrinsic apoptotic signaling pathway via death domain receptors
Cellular component (GO): plasma membrane; cytoplasm
Molecular function (GO): ubiquitin protein ligase activity
Source: RefSeq, a predicted model, not a curated record
GACCUGCCCGGAGUGUCGGGAGCGCCGCGGGACUGUCGCAGGACGGAAGCUGCGGGACGGAGGGGAAGGAGCGAUGCGGGGAGUCGUGAGGCCGGGCCGGGCUGGCGGGUUCGAAAUGCCUCGGGACGGAGGUCCUGCCCCGACGGAUCCCUCCGUCGGCUUCGCGCCGGGGCCGUGACCUAGAGCGCCGCGAGCUAGGCGCGUGUCCGCCGCCGCUAGGUGUGCAGCAGAUCGUUUGACAGCUUGAGUUGUUGAAGGUGAGGGAGUGGUGCUAAGGAUCAAGUAUACUGGUUUAAAAAAAGAAAACAAAACACAAACAUGAGAAAGGCAGGUGCCACGUCUAUGUGGGCUUCGUGCUGUGGGCUGCUGAAUGAAGUCAUGGGAACCGGAGCCGUCAGGGGCCAGCAGUCGGGAUUUGCAGGAGGCGCUGGUCCGUUCAGAUUUACACCAAACUCUGAUUUUUCCACUUACCCACCGGCACCUACAGAAGGGCCUAAUGUAGUUUGCAAAGCCUGUGGACUUUCAUUUUCGGUCUUUAGAAAGAAGCAUGUAUGUUGUGACUGCAAGAAGGAUUUUUGCUCCGUUUGUUCAGUCUUACAAGAAAAUCUCCGUAGAUGUUCCACUUGUCACUUAUUACAAGAGACGGCCUUUCAGCGCCCUCAGUUAAUGCGACUGAAAGUGAAGGAUCUACGGCAGUAUCUCAUUCUUAGAAACAUACCAAUUGAUACCUGUCGGGAGAAAGAAGACUUGGUAGAUCUAGUACUGUGCCAUCAUGGGCUGGGCUCUGAGGACGACCUGGACACAAGCAGUCUGAACUCCUCAAGGUCCCAGACUUCUAGCUUUUUUACACAUUCGUUUUUUUCAAACUAUACAGCCCCCUCUGCUACCGUAUCUUCGUUUCAGGGAGAGCUUAUGGGUGGAGACCGGACCUUAGGAUCUGGAGCAUUGGCACAGGUACAAACUGAAGUAGCUUCAGCAAACACAGAAGAUGAUGACGACGAUGAUGAUGACGACGACGAUGAUGAGGACGACGACGACGAUGAUGAUGACGGAGGAAACUUGGAGGAGCGGACGCCCGGCCUCUCUAAGAAAAGAGUGAGAGCUUCGCUGUCUGACUUGUCAAGUCUUGACGAUGUGGAAGGGAUGAGUGUGCGCCAACUGAAGGAAAUCCUGGCUCGGAACUUUGUCAACUACUCUGGCUGCUGUGAAAAAUGGGAGCUGGUAGAGAAAGUAAACCGGUUAUACAAAGAGAAUGAAGAAAACCAAAAGUCAUAUGGCGAGCGGCUGCAGCUGCAGGACGAGGAAGAUGACAGCCUGUGCCGUAUCUGCAUGGAUGCCGUCAUUGACUGCGUCCUGCUCGAGUGUGGGCACAUGGUCACCUGCACCAAGUGUGGCAAACGCAUGAGCGAGUGCCCCAUCUGCCGGCAGUACGUGGUACGGGCUGUGCACGUGUUCAAGUCCUGAAGCCGAGGCUCUCCCCAACAGGACGCUUGCCCCCAGCUUGACUCCAGGCAUUUCAAUGCACAGAAGGGACUGGAAACUUAUUGUUCAAAGGCUGAAACUAUUUUUAAAAAUUAUUUUCACUACUAACUGGCGACAGAAAGAUUCAUCCUGAGUUGCAGCCACAUUGGUCCAUGCUACAUGCCUGUCAGCCUGUGGACAUGCUCAGUUUGCCAGGUUCUCCCGGGCUUCGUCACACAUCCAUGAUCACUAAUUACUGAAGUCAGACUGCUUACAACUGCUCUCUUUGGAGGAACGUUUAUCCUGUUCUCUUAUUUCUCCUUCAUCCUAUUUUUAACUUAAACUACUCAGAUGUUUGAAACUUCUGUUCUUUGGAUGAGAUCACUGCCUACAAGUGGCUGACGUGGUUCACACUGAGCAGUGGCCCCUCUGAAUGUUCACUUUAUUAGUCAUGUAUAUUUUAAAUGCUACUAUUUGAUGAAUGUAAGUUUCCACAUUGUUUCUAUUUCUGCAUUUAAACGUAAUUGGGAACAACUGACAUUCUAUAGUCAACUGCCAGGGCCUUAGACUAAACAUGUCCAUUUCUGUUCAGGUACAGCUUUUUAUAGCAAGGGCUGCAUCUAGCUUCUUUCAUUAGAAAAGUGUGUGUGUUAAAUUCUUUAUUAAUGUGUAAUCAGUUUACACUGUUUUGUAUAGUGAAAGUGUAUUUUCCCGCUAGCUAAUUUGAACUUUAGGAAUAAAAUUAGAUUUUAAAAAAUG